Neltuma alba is the source of this 1556-nucleotide messenger RNA. Its product is annotated as putative cyclin-A3-1. Gene Ontology annotation, molecular function: cyclin-dependent protein serine/threonine kinase regulator activity. Bases 69 to 1187 code for a protein of 372 amino acids. The record is from RefSeq and is a predicted model, not a curated record. Lineage: Eukaryota; Viridiplantae; Streptophyta; Magnoliopsida; Fabales; Fabaceae. Gene Ontology annotation, biological process: mitotic cell cycle phase transition. The transcript is spliced from 9 exons.
UCUUCCCUUUCGUCUCCAUCCCUCUCCCCUCUGUUCCAUCUCAGACUUACCUGCAGGAGCAUAAGGAGAUGGAGACUCGCGCCGCAAAGAGAAGAGCAGAGGCCGCCGCCUUAGCCCAGAACCGAUCACCUAAAAGAAAGCGAGUGGUCUUGGGGGAACUUCCUAACUUAUCCAACCUUGUUGAUCCUGUGAAUUCGAAUCCGGGGUUGGAGCCACAGAAACCGAAAUAUCGAAGGAAUACGAGGGCCAAGAAAGCCGCGACGACGAAGAGCAGCUUCUCUUCGGGGGAUCCCAAGUCGGACGUCGUACAGGCAGUUCGCACUGAUGCCAAGUCAGGCACCGAUGCGAAUUUGGAUGAUUUGCAAAAUAGCGAGCCUUAUAUUUCGGACAUUUAUCAGUACCUUCGCAAAAUGGAGAUGGAGCCAAAGAGAAGACCAAGGCCUGAUUACCUAGAGAAAGUUCAGAAAGAUGUCACCGCCAACAUGAGGGGAAUACUGGUCGAUUGGCUAGUAGAAGUUGCAGAGGAGUACAAGCUUCUCUCUGACACUCUUUACCUCUCUGUUUCCUACAUUGAUCGCUUCCUCUCUACCAACCAAGUCACAAGACAGAGGCUUCAGUUGCUGGGUGUUGCAUCGAUGUUCAUUGCAUCGAAGUACGAAGAAAUCAGCCCUCCGCAUGUAGAAGAGUUUUGCUACAUCACCGAUAAUACAUACAGGAAGGCAGAGGUUGUUGAAAUGGAGGCUGCUAUACUCAAGUCUCUAAAUUUUGAGAUGGGUAGCCCCACUGUGAAGACGUUUCUAAGGAAAUUUACUGGCAUUACAUCCGAAAAUCAGAAAACCCCAAAUCUGCUGUUUGAGUUCCUUUGCUGCUAUCUGGCCGAGCUAAGUUUGUUGGAUUACAACUGUAUUAAAUUUUUACCUUCUAUGGUGGCUGCUUCAGUCGUAUUUCUGGCCAACUUCACCAUCCGGCCUAAGGUGCAUCCCUGGAAUUCAUCCCUGCAAGAAUGCUCGGGAUAUAAACCAGCUGAGUUGAAUGAUUGUGUGCUUAUCUUACACGACUUGUACUUGGCAAGAAGGGGAGGAUCUUUGCAAGCUAUACGGGAGAAAUACAAACAGCACAAGUUUAAAUACGUGGCGAUGCUGCCAUCUUCUCCGGAGAUACCAAUUUCUUACUUUGAAGAAGUAUAAUGGCACAUGUCAAUCAAGUUGGGGGUUGUCUAACUAACCGAUGACCUAUAACGCCAUUAAUAGUAGCUGAUAUCUUUGCAAGGGAGGAAAUGGAUCUUCAUCUCCGUUUGUGCAAUACAGGAGGGGGCUUUUUUGUUAAUCCUGUACAGUGGUCAAGAACUGGUCUCCCGCACAUACAAUGCUGAUUGCCAUCUGCUUUGAUGAUUUUCAACAUGUAAAAUGGCACUGUCAAGCCAAGUCCCGGAAAUUGACGCCCUUCACCUGAGGAAUUUUGAUAUGAAGUUUGAUGGAUGGAUUUCCUCUCAUUUAUUUUUUUACCGUAAAUUAAUAAUAAAGGAAGGAAUUUAAACGAAGAAUAGCCUUCAUAAA